CACAAACCACCGUUCACAAGCAAGCGUCUCUGUCUGUGAACCUGUCAAUUUUCCUUAUAUGAUCGGUUAAAACUGAAAUGAUUAGAACAGUUUUGGUGAUCGAGACAUUUGCUGUGUGACUGAUGGUUAAAUUUAAUUUAUUUUUGCUCCGUAGAUUUUUAGCGCGCAACUUUAACCGUAACAGACCGAAGAUUCUUAAUACGUGUGUUAUUGCGUGUAGGUUAAAAAACGUAAAUUUUAGUAUUAUUCCUAAUAUGACUUCGUGUAAUUGUUUUGUACUGGAAGGGGAUUAGCUCUAGUCUAGUCUAGAAGGUUAGGGCUAGUUUUUCUUUUGAGAGGGUUCUAGUGUCAUAAUAAGAGCAUCGUGGUCAAUGAUGAAGUCAAGGAGCAGCGCUUUCUGACACAGCUGAUGCGCAGAGCUGCGUGAACCUGAGACCACUGGAAAGCUAGUGUACAGCUUAUAUUAGUACACACUUAGUACAAAUACUACUGUCUUUUUAAAGAUGCAAUAUAGAAAACAUACAGAAGAUGUGCGCGCAGUUUAUAGAAUGGGCUGAACUAAUUUUCAAAGGGUGCUCCAGAAAAAAAAUCUCUUUAUCUGUAAAUUGUUACUAUUGCAUAACAUUCUGUUCUCUGUUUUUCCUGUACUGUUAUGAGUUGUGGAUUUUUCAACAUUUUUAAUCUGUUUUUGUUUAGUAUGUGCCCAUUUUUUAAAGCGAGAGCAAAAAUAAAUAGUGAUUAUGAUUUAUUUGUCAAAAUCUGACAAAAACGCUGUACAUUACAGAAUAUGUUUUUUCUAAUCGAUCCAACAACCAAACGGAUCGUCGUCUUCUAGGUCUGACCAAAGUCCCUGUUAGCAAAGUCUCCGCACUCGACGCUCACGUUUGCAGCACAUUCGGGUGGAAGUUUCAGUCAAACAACUUCUAUCAUCUUGAAUGGGGGAAUACCGAUUUAUUUUCAAUUACACCUGAUAGCAACGAUACAAGAGAUCGUACAAGAAACUCAAAUUACGCCAAAACAUUUCUCCAGGUUCUGCGCAUGCGCAAAGGCAACUUGUAGCGUUUUGUCAAAAUCUUGGCAGUGUACGAAAUCGCCCCCUAUACCCUCAUUCCCUACAUUAGUUCACUAAUAUUGUCCACUUUAAGGAGCGUGUGAAAACGAGUGAGUAAAUUCGGACACUCGGUGCAUUGGAAGCACUGCGGGCGCCAUCUUCUGCCAAGAAUCAUUCCGUGCUAGCCUCACGAUACAUGGCUAGCAGCUAGCCGUGAGUGUACACUCGUUUUUAUGAUUCAUCAUGGGAUUGAAUGAGUGCACUCAAUAAUGUCCACUAUGAAUUCGGACACCACUAAAAAUGGACGUUCCCUCAAAUAGUGCAUCAUAGUGGACUAUAUUCGGGUGUAGGGGGUUAUUUCGGACACAGCCCUAGUCUUUGGCACCACCCGUCCAUCCGUAUGACAUACACAUCGCUUCUGUUUGUGUUUCCUGUCUGUCACUGUGACUUCCGCAGAUUGAUUGGCUUUUGUUGUGUAGUGUCUGAAAGGGUGUGCGUUCAUGCACGAGCACUUCAAACCGCACGCGGAAAAAGGGAGUGUCGGCGCAUAAAGCAAAACCAGCCACCAGUACAGGUUCAUGUGAAGUUUGCUUGAAUUGAUACCUUGUUUCGAGCCCAUAACAAAAUGAGUUGCACGGAUCAAGGUGAUGCGGAGAAGCUUCUCAAGAGGUUUUUGGAGGAGUUCCCGAACCCGCUGGGCACAGAAGACCCCCUUCCCGUCAGUCCGCUCAGCCGAAAAGUGUCUUUGCAGGAGGUGAAAGGAAAGAGUUUGGAUGUUGGACUGCGACUCCUCUCAGACAGAAAUGCCCCCUCUUGGCUGAGUUCAGCGAUGUGCAACGCUGCUGUCACUGAAUUGCUUAAAGAUGACCUUUCACCUCACUACUGCUGCCAAGAUGCUGAGCAGUCACAGGAAGAUGAACCCGAAGUUGUUUUGUUGCAGUCUGAGCCGUUGCAGCGUGUCUUUAUAAAUAAAUUGAGAGAAGUGGGUGUGGCCUGGCAAAAACAGCUGCCCAAUCCCGGAGCUCCCUCUUUGCGGAGUCACAGCUGUUCGGUACACGCCAUUCGAAACACCCGCAGGAAGAUGGAGGACCGUCACGUGAUCCUAAAAGACUUUAACCAACUUCUGGGGCUGCAGGACGGUGUUGAGCGGGAGUAUUACGCUGUGUUUGAUGGACAUGGAGGGAUGGACGCUGCCACAUAUGCUGCAACUCACCUGCAUGUUGUACUGAGCCAGCAGGAGGCGCUAAAGAGCGGCGUUUCCGCAGCCUUCAAAAACACUUUUACACAAACCGAUGACAUGUUCAAGAUCAAAGCCAAGAGAGAGCGUCUGCGGAGCGGAAGCACUGGCGUGGCGGUCUUGCUGUCCUCUGAUUGGCUAACUGUUGCCUGGCUGGGUGACUCUCAAGCUAUGUUGGUCAGACAGGGAGAACCGGUGACCCUGAUGAACCCCCACAAACCCGAGAGAGAGGAUGAGAAGAAAAGAAUCGAGGAUCUGGGUGGAUGCAUCGCUUUCAUAGGCUGCUGGCGUGUAAAUGGCACGUACGCCGUUUCACGAGCAAUCGGUGACUUUGAUCAGAAGCCGUACGUCUCUAAUGAAGCCGACUGCUUCUCAGUGCAGCUGAACGGUAAUGAAGACUAUAUUCUUCUGGCCUGUGACGGCUUCUUCGAUGUGAUUCAGUCCGCCGAUGUCCCGGGGCUGGUCCUGGAGGCUCUGAGCUCCGGAGAGGACGUAGCUCAAAGUCUGGUGGCCCAAGCCAAAGCUGCCGGUUCCUGUGAUAACAUUACAGUUCUGCUGGUGUUCCUAAAAGAGCCGCCGAAAAUUCUGACCUACAACACGAGUUCUGCAACCGUGGAGGGGGCUACUGGGGAAGCCGCGGGAAUUUGAGUAAAUGACAGGACCAGUGGAAGCUGAUGGUCUGUUUGUCACCAUCUGCACUUUCCAGUAAAAUACCCGGGAAUUCUAUUUCUAAAGAGGUGUGGAUUUAAUUGAACACUCUUCAUUAUGAGUCUUAAUUGUGUGUAUUUUAACCUCGUAACAGCUUAUCUCAUUUACUGGUGCUUAAAAUAUCGUAUAGAUUGUAAUACCUUUCAGACACGUGUGAAGGAAAGGUGAUGUUUAUUCCUAACGUUUGCUCUGCGACUGUUACAGGGAAACAGGUCUUAAUAAUCUUAACAGAAGUUGCAUUUAGGACCACACUGGCAUUCACUGUUUAACAGAUAGAACUGUCCUCUAAUGCUCUUAGCAUUUUCUAAUCCAGUAUUUUAGGUUAUUUAUUUGACAAAAUUAUUUAUGGGUAAAUUGUACUGUGUAAACAAGCUCCUUAAUGUGCCAAUACUGUAAGUCAGUGUCGUAACUUUGCUACUGCAGGUUUUUUAAAAUGUACAUUGCUCGACGCUCUUUUUAUUUACGAACAUCGUUUCGUUUUCAUUACAGUGCCUUUUUUUAUUACCAUCAGUGUUAAUACUGCCUGGUGCAUGCUGGGGUGUUAUAUUAUCUUAGUUAGAUGUUCUGCAUGGCCGACCACACGUCCUGCAUGCUGCAAGACGUCUCGUGUUACGGCCGCUCAGUAUUUGGAAAACCUUGUGACAAGUAGCUGAUAUAGUUGCACAGUCUCUAUAAUGCGGCGAGGCCAAGAAUAGAGCUAACCUAAUGGAUACCGAAUGAGGACAGCGGAGACAGGACCGUGAUAUGAUUUGGUUAUUCCUUGUUGGUGGCUCGAACCGUAAAAUAAAAUGAUUGCAUGUCUAUAUUUUGUGUGCUGAAGCUGCACGCAAGUGACGACAUUUGAAGUUAUACAAGGCGGUCUGAAAGUCUGAGCCCAAAUUAAAAAUCUGUAAUACCAAAUACUGAGGCAUUCAAAAACACAGUUCACUGGAUAAUUUUGUGAGUUUAACUGUAAAAAUGAUUUGUUGUUUUAACUUAAAAAAUUAAGUUACCCGGCUGCUUUAACAUUUUUUUUGUUAAAAAUAUUAGUUAAUAUAACAAUUUUGCAUCAAAUUCACGUAAUAAAUAUUUUUACGUUGAACUAACUAAACAUUUUAAGGAAGCCGGGUAAAUCAUUUUUUACAGUGAGCUUGCAUUAGAAAAAUGCCAAAUAUUUCCUUAUUUUUUAUGUUCUUAGACUUUUGAACUUAUUGUAAAUAUGCUUAGAAAUCCACUUGGGUUCAGGAUGGAAAUGUGAUGUUUGUUUUUCCAUCUGUUUUGAUGUCAAGUCUAUGCACAUCAUCUCAUACCUUUCAUUAGGAAGUGAGACGUGCCAAUAUUGAGAAAGCUUUUCGCCAUCAGAAUGGUUAAAUUGUGUAUUUUUCUCAUCAGCAGAUGUUCCCCCAUCAAAUAAUGUUCUCCAUGCACAAUGCUGCCUUACAUUCACAGUGCCAGACGAAAAUAUCCAGCUGUGCAUUGUAUUUUAUUUUUCUAAAUGUACUUCAUUGUUGACUGUGUCCUUAAUCUUCUAAUGCAUUUUUCUAUUUCGUGUUACAGCACUGAACUGUAUUUUUCAUCCGAAAGAGAAGGUUUUACACUGGGUAUGCAUUUUGUGUAGAGUACUUUUUGUCUGCAGUAUUUUCACAGGACAUUUUGUAAUUGUUGCUGUUUUUAAUACUAAAAAGUGAACGUAAAUAUCAUGGGAACAGACGUGUAACACUCCCACAGUACACGAUAAAGUGCCUUAUCUUGUUGAACUGAUAAACCUACUGUAGGAAAGCUUUGUUUGUCUCGUAAUGUACUUCAUGUUGCAUAUCAUUGACCUUUACUGCUGAUGUUGUGCACAAGUAACGUUUCGUAAAGUUUUCUACUUGUACUAAUUCCACAACUUGUAUCUUGACCAAUGUUCUUCUUGCAUGUUGUAAUGUUGAUGUCGGCAUCUUUAGUGUUAGCUGCACAUGUCCCGUGGCCUUUUUGCGCAGGUCCAAAAAGCCUUUCACUCGCCUCUUUUGGAGGAUUUGGAACAAAGUGAAAGAAACAAACAUUGGACUUUAAUGUGAAUAAAGUGUAUUUUA
This is a messenger RNA of Triplophysa rosa, 5050 nucleotides long. RefSeq names its product protein phosphatase, Mg2+/Mn2+ dependent, 1F (gene ppm1f). Gene Ontology annotation, molecular function: cation binding; protein serine/threonine phosphatase activity. Bases 1677 to 2936 code for a protein of 419 amino acids. The transcript is spliced from 8 exons. Gene Ontology annotation, cellular component: cytosol. Lineage: Eukaryota; Metazoa; Chordata; Actinopteri; Cypriniformes; Nemacheilidae. The record is from RefSeq and is a predicted model, not a curated record. Gene Ontology annotation, biological process: negative regulation of protein kinase activity; protein dephosphorylation.